AUGUUGUCACCUGAGAAAACAUCCCAGGUCAGAAUCAGCAGCCGGGACCAGAUGGCUGCUGCUCAGGGACCACUGACUUUCAGAGAUGUGGCCAUAGAUUUUACUCAGGAAGAAUGGGAAUGCCUGGACCCAGCUCAGCGGAAAUUGUACAUGGAUGUGAUGUUGGAGAACUACAGCAACCUGGCCUCCCUGGCUAUGUCUUCUGAAGAUAACCAGGCCUUUUUGCUAACGCCUGGAAUUCAAGAUUUAUUCUCUGAAAUUAUACUGGAGAAUAAAUAUAAUGGAGACACAAGUUGUCAAUGGAACGAACAUUGGAAAAACUUUAAGCAAGGGUCAUAUCUUAAUAAUCAAGAGACAAUUGAGCUUGCAGAGGACCAUUUUAAAAGUAGAAAAGUCUUUGACCAAAUGUCCAAUCACCAUAUAGGUCAGGUCUUGCAUAUUGUGGAGAAGACACACAAAGGAUAUAAAUAUGUCAAAUCAUUUCUGGAUUCUUCAAAUUACACUAAGGAGAAUAUUCAUGCUGGGGAACAAGCUUACGCAGGUUGUACUCAACAUGAAAGAAUUCAGACUGUAGAGAAGCCUUACAAAUGUAAAGCAUGUGGCAAAGUCUUUAAAUGUCAUUUAACUCUUACUGUACAUGAGGGAAGAAUUCAUAAUAAGGCAAAACUUUAUAAAUUCAGGGAAAAUGGAAGAGGCUUUAGUCAGUCCUUAAAUCAUACUGAACAUCAUAGAAAUCGUAGGGAAGAAAAAUCUUAUAAAUGUUCAGAAUGUGGCAAAGCCUUUAGCCGACCCUCAAAACUUAUUCUUCAUCAGAGAAUUCACACUGGAGAGAAACCUUACAAAUGUAGAGAAUGUAGCAAAGCCUUUAGUCAUUACUCCUCCCUUAAUCGUCAUAAGACUAUUCAUACUAGAGAGAAGCCUUACAAAUGUACAGAAUGUGGCAAAGCAUUCAGCGAUUGCUCAUCCCUUACUAAUCAUCAGAGAAUUCAUACUGGAGAGAAGCCUUAUAAAUGUAGAGAAUGUAGCAAAGCCUUUAGCCAGCCCUCCUCCCUUAAUCGUCAUCAGAUUAUUCAUUCUGGAGAGAAGCCUUACAAAUGUACAGAAUGUUGCAAAGCAUUCAACAAUUGCUCAUCCCUUACUAAUCAUCAGAGAAUUCAUACUGGAGAGAAGCCUUAUAAAUGUAGAGAAUGUGACAAAGCCUUUAGCCGACACUCAACCCUUAUUCAUCAUCAGAGAAUUCAUACUGGAGAAAAACCUUACAAAUGUAAAGAAUGUGGUAAAGACUUUAGACAGCCCUCAAGUCUUAUUAUUCAUCAGAGAAUUCACACUGGAGAGAAACCUUAUAAAUGUAGAGAAUGUGGCAAAGCUUUCAGUGAUUCCUCAUCCCUUACUAGUCAUCAGAGAAUUCAUUCCGGAGAGAAGCCUUAUAAAUGCUUAGAAUGUGGCAAAGCCUUUAGCCGACCCUCAAAACUUAUUCUUCAUCGGAUAAUUCACACUGGAGAGAAACCUUACAAAUGUAGAGAAUGUGGCAAAGCCUUAGGUCAUUACUCCUCCCUUAAUCGUCAUAAGACUAUUCAUACUGGAGAGAAGCCUUAUAAAUGUACUGAAUGUGGUAAAGCGUUCAGUGAGUCCGCAACCCUUAAUCGACAUCAGAGAGUUCAUACAGGAGAGAAGCCAUAUAAAUGUAGAGAAUGUGAGAAAGCCUUUAGCCGACCCUCAACCCUUAUUCUUCAUCAGAGAAUUCACACUGGAGAGGAACCUUAUAAAUAUAGAGAAAGUGGCAAAACCUUUGGCAGGUGCUCAAACCUUACUGCACAUCAGAGAAUGUACACUGGAGAGAAGCCUCAUAAAUGUAGAGAAUGUGGAAAAGCAUUCAUCAGCCAUAGAAAUCUUACUACACAUAACCGUAUUCAUACUGGAGAGAAACCAUACAAAUGUGGAGAAUGUGGCAAAGCUUUCAGCCAGUCCUCGCACCUUAGUAAUCAUCAGAGAAUUCAUACUGAAAAGCCUUAUAAAUGUAGAGAAUGUGGCAAAGCCUUUAGCCAGUCCUCAUCCCUUACUUGUCAUCAGAGAAUUCACACUGGAGAGAAGCCUUAUAAAUGUACAGAAUGUGGCAAAGCCUUCCGUGUUCUAUCAUUCCUUACUUAUCACCAGAGAGUUCACACUGGAGAGAAACCUUAUAAAUGUACAGAAUGUGGCAAAGCCUUUAGCCACUCCUCAUCCCUUACAUGUCAUCAGAAAGUUCAUACUAGAGAGAAGCCAUGA
Molecule: messenger RNA, 2265 nt
Organism: Eptesicus fuscus (big brown bat)
Lineage: Eukaryota; Metazoa; Chordata; Mammalia; Chiroptera; Vespertilionidae
Product: zinc finger protein 420-like
Exons: 6
Coding region: 1-2265 (754 amino acids)
Biological process (GO): regulation of transcription by RNA polymerase II
Molecular function (GO): RNA polymerase II cis-regulatory region sequence-specific DNA binding; DNA-binding transcription factor activity
Source: RefSeq, a predicted model, not a curated record